AUAUAUACUUUGUAAAAUAGGAUAAAGAUUAAUCAUUGAAAAUUAUUAUUCAACAUCGAAUGUGCGUAAAUGAAUAAUUUUAUUCAAACAAUUUCAGUUCCCCACAACUUAAAUGAUAAAUUUGUACGAUUUAUCGCGUUGAUUGCGAAAUGUGCAUACACCGAACGAUAUAAAAUAAAAUUGGCAAAAUCCCUCCUCUCUUUUGUUUCAUAGUUCGAUCAUUAUCCGUGAUCUGAUCCGAUUUUAUUUUCAUUUAUAGGAUAAUGUCGACCUUCGAUCAGAAUUUUUUCUUCGAUGAGGAUAUUCACGAGGUUCCUUCAAACCUUCAACCUUCGAGAACAUCUUUCGUGCGUUAUUUACCCCUUCUAUGCGUGAUUUGACGAAAAAAAANAAAAAAAAGAAAAGGAAGCAAUUCAAGUCGUAAAUUAUCAAUCUCGAUUGGUUUGGAAAUUGCCGAUAAAUUAUUUAUCGGCGAGUUGUAGCAAAUAAAUAAAUAUAUUUUAUUCCGGGUAAAACUUCAUGUCGUAUCUCGAUCGAUCGCGACAUCACGUUCGAUGAAAUGAUACGAUUAAUUAACCUCGAAUUAAUUAACGUCGUUAUAUCAUUGAUAUAACCUUUUUUUUUUUUUCUUUUUUUCGUUUCGGGGGGAAACGACAAAAAAAAUGGGAGAUCCGGUUAAGGGGAAAACGUUGUUCGUGAGAAUGUGCUCGAUGUGUCAUACCGUUGGUAAAAAUGAGAAACACAGGGUAGGUCCGAAUCUUUUUGGAAUAUUUGGCAAAACGUGUGGAACCUCGGCCGGAUUCAAUUACACCGACGCGAUGAAGAACAAAAACAUCGUGUGGAACGAGACCACGCUGGACGAAUAUUUACGUUUACCGAAAGAUUUUGUUCCCGGCACGAGGAUGGUGUUCAACGGUAUUAAAAAAGCUGACGAGCGUAAGGACGUGAUCGCUUAUUUAGCAACGUUGAAGUGAACAUUUUUGUAAAAUUGUCUUAUAUCUCCUGUUGUGAAAUAUAUUGUACAGUGGUGUUUCGAAACAACGUAUAUACGUAACAGCAGUUGCGGAGUGAAUAAAAUAAAUCGAGGAAAUUUUUUAAAAUCCACUCUUUACCGAAUAUUUUUUAUUAUUAUUAUUUUAUUUUUAUUAAUAGAGUUUUUAGUC
Molecule: messenger RNA, 1163 nt
Organism: Apis laboriosa (Himalayan honeybee)
Lineage: Eukaryota; Metazoa; Arthropoda; Insecta; Hymenoptera; Apidae
Product: cytochrome c, testis-specific-like
Exons: 2
Coding region: 663-974 (103 amino acids)
Molecular function (GO): electron transfer activity; heme binding
Source: RefSeq, a predicted model, not a curated record